Messenger RNA from Vicia faba (fava bean), 567 nucleotides. Lineage: Eukaryota; Viridiplantae; Streptophyta; Magnoliopsida; Fabales; Fabaceae. The record is from the annotation of a GenBank genome assembly.
AUGCACAGCAAAAUCACUUCCUCAAAUCACCAUACCACAUCACCUAACACUUUAGCUACAUCUGAACAAUUAGAUGAAUUCUUUGAUCAACAUUUCUUGUUAGAGCCAACCAACCCCUCUUCCUUCAACACUGUUCCAACAUCUAGUUCCAUACCUUCCCAACAUGACAAGAUCUCGGAUGACUCAUCCCUUAUCCCUAAUUAUAUCCAAACCCAACCUAUAAUUGAUCUGAUUCCCACUAAUUUAAACAAUGUCAGCAUUCCUAUCAGGAAAUCCUCCAAAAAUGAACACCCUCCAUCUUACCUUAAAGACUACCAUAGCAAUCUUCUUUCAGGUACAAUCACCAAUCCAGAUUCAGCUGCUUCCACUUCAUCUUUUUCCUGCCCAUGUUUGACCAAACGAACCCUAACUUGGAGUGAGAAUACCCACCUUACCCUCUUCUCUCUCUCCGUUUCUGGUUUCUGCCAUUGGAUCUCACUCUCUCUUUCAACACCUUCUUCCUCCUCCUCGCAUUUUCAGGUUGCUUUAGUUAGGAACCUUUUAAGCUCUUUUGUAGAUAUAUGCUAG